Tetranychus urticae (two-spotted spider mite) is the source of this 1074-nucleotide messenger RNA. RefSeq names its product Charged multivesicular body protein 2b (gene CHMP2B). Gene Ontology annotation, biological process: vacuolar transport. The record is from RefSeq and is a predicted model, not a curated record. Lineage: Eukaryota; Metazoa; Arthropoda; Arachnida; Trombidiformes; Tetranychidae.
UAACCAGCUGAUAAGCCUUAUGUUAUGUUGCUUGUUAGAGUUGAAAGGAUAGGUAGGGAUUGUGAUUUAUUUUUUUAAUAAAUUUAUUAUUUUAAUUAUCUGAGUCUUCGUGCCUUUAAAAGUCGAAAUUCCAUAGCUUUGAAAAUUCGUUUUUUCAUCAAUCAAAAUGAAUUUCUUCAGGAAACCGGACCCACAAGAGCAAAUGAAAGCUCAACAAAGAGAUUUACGGCGAGCCUCAAGAGAUGUUGAAAGAACCCAAAGAGAAAUGGAAAGACAAGAGAAACAGUUAGAAAUGGAGAUUAAAAAAGCAGCUAAAGAAGGUAAUAAGCAAGUAUGUAAUAUAUACGCCAAACAACUGGUACAAUUGAGGAAACAAAAAGGACGCUGUUUAGUAGCUAAUUCACAGAUUGGUGCCAUCAGUAACCAAAGUAAAGUCAUGCAAGCCAAUACAAAGCUUGCCGGAGCAAUGGCAACAUCGGCUAAGACUUUAAAAACUGUAAAUCAACAAGUCAACACUGGUGAAAUCAUCAAGACCAUGCGAGACUUUGAAAGGGAAAAUACAAAAAUGGAAAUGAAGGAAGAAUUGAUCGAUGACAGCUUGAGUGCAAUCCUCGAUAAUUCUGGUGAUGAAGCUGAAGAAGACGCAGUUAUCAACCAAGUUCUUGAUGAAAUUGGAAUCGAAAUUACUGGAAAGCUUUCUGAAGUACCAGUUGCAAGAGGAGCUGUUGGCGCAAGUUCAUCCAAAGCUAAAGGAUCACAGAUGACAGAUGAGGAGCUUGAAGCUCAGUUAGCGCGCCUCAAAACAUAAACUAUCCAUUCAUCAAAAUCUCAUAAUCUUGCAGAUUUAUGUUUAUAAAUUGAACGUUAUAUUGUUCAACGCUGAAGAGAAAUUUUUGUUCAUUGAACAACAAAUUUAUUUUGAUUAAAACAAUACAUUAAGGUAUAGUUGGCUUCUGCUAUUUGGAUUUGUUCAAGAGUUAAUCAAAUUGCCAUUGUCGAUGAAGCAAGAUCAAGAUCACAAUGGUGUAUCUUCCAGUUUUAAGUGAAAAUAAAAAGAUAUUUUCUUACCUUGAA